Molecule: messenger RNA, 471 nt
Organism: Drosophila hydei
Lineage: Eukaryota; Metazoa; Arthropoda; Insecta; Diptera; Drosophilidae
Gene: Xport-B
Exons: 2
Coding region: 25-369 (114 amino acids)
Source: RefSeq, a predicted model, not a curated record
GCUAACACACAUUCCACCGAUAAGAUGGUGGGCCCAUUCAUGCAGGGUAUAUUGCUGAUAGGCAUUAUCUAUUGGUAUUCGAAGAGCAUGAUGUCCAUGAUUAAUGAUUAUUAUCGUAGUGAAUUUCAACGUAAACUUCAAGCUGCAGGCGAGGCGAAGGCCGUCGAGGAGACGCCUCUAAAUGUGGACAAUUUUAUGGACUAUGUGCGUGAGCUGGAAACUAAGGAGCAGCCAACGAAACAGGCAGUUCCAAGUUCCAUUAAGCCAUUAAAUAUAGGACAAACCAAAAAGCUACUCUAUUUCCUCUACAUCACAGGUGUCUACCGCUUGCCUGAUCUUUGCAACGCGGCUGACAGUGCCAUAAGCUAGUUUUAUAUACGAUAUCAAAUAGAACUGUUCUUAUUUACUUAAUAGUAUAUAUUAUAUUUAUUGCUCUAAUCAUUUUCUAAAGAAUACAACAAUCUUUUGUGU